CCUGCCACCUGGUUUUUGAUGGGGCAUUCAUAUCAGUACCGGGCGCUAACCGAUUGCGCCACUGGAGCUCCAGAUAGGGCAUUCAAUUCAGAAAACUUCAGUUUUUUAAAUGUGGUAGUUUUUUCAACUAAGUGAUGAAAGGUGGCUUUAAAGUCCUUACUUUGAUAUAUAUGGUAAACGUUUACUCUUAAACAGAAGCUUGACCCCUAUUAAAAUUACUUGCUUGCUGCAUGUAGAGGCAAGAGCAGCUUUCAGAGUCAAAGCAGCUAAUACGUUUGAUAUCUUCAGACAAAAUGGUGUGACUUUGUAGAAAUAGAGGAAAAUGCCUAAAAAAAAGACUGGUGCAAGGAAGAAGGCUGAGAACCGCCGGGAACGUGAAAAACAACUAAGAGCAUCAAGAAGCACUAUAGAUUUAGCUAAACACCCAUGUAAUGCUUCAAUGGAAUGUGACAAGUGUCAGAGGCGGCAGAAGAAUAGAGCAUUUUGCUAUUUUUGUAAUUCUGUACAGAAGUUACCAAUUUGUGCACAGUGUGGGAAAACAAAGUGCAUGAUGAAGUCGUCAGACUGUGUCAUAAAGCAUGCUGGUGUAUACAGUACUGGCCUUGCAAUGGUGGGUGCAAUAUGUGACUUCUGUGAAGCUUGGGUUUGCCACGGUAGGAAAUGUCUCAGUACGCAUGCCUGUGCCUGCCCUCUUACUGAUGCUGAAUGUGUGGAAUGUGAACGAGGUGUGUGGGACCAUGGAGGCAGAAUAUUCAGUUGUUCUUUUUGCCAUAACUUUCUCUGUGAAGAUGAUCAAUUUGAGCAUCAAGCCAGCUGCCAGGUUUUAGAGGCAGAAACAUUUAAAUGUGUUUCAUGCAAUCGGCUUGGUCAGCAUUCAUGUCUCCGUUGUAAGGCUUGUUUCUGUGAUGAUCAUACAAGGAGCAAGGUGUUUAAGCAAGAAAAAGGAAAACGGCCUCCUUGCCCUAAAUGUGGACAUGAAACUCAGGAGACUAAGGAUCUUAGCAUGUCAACACGCUCCCUGAAAUUUGGCAGGCAGACUGGAGCCGAAGAAGGAGAUGGAGCUUCUGGGUAUGAUGCUUAUUGGAAGAACCUUUCAUCUGACAAGUAUGGUGAUACUGGGUACCACGAUGAGGAGGAGGAUGAGUAUGAAGCAGAGGAUGAUGAAGAGGAAGAAGAUGAAAGCAGAAAGGAUUCAGAUACUGAGUCAUCAGAUUUGUUUACUAAUUUGAAUUUAGGAAGGACCUACGCCAGUGGCUAUGCUCACUAUGAGGAACAAGACAACUAGGAGAGCUGCUUGCCUACUGGUGGCCACGUGUGAGAGGAACAGGACCGUGUGUAGUUCCUGAAUGGUGUGUGAAUGAUGAAUUGCGGAUGGAUGUUUAAAAGUACCAUUGCUUAGCCUUGUGCAAAAGACUAGUUAGUUAUACUUACAGGGCCAAGGAGUAGGGCAUAGCAUUUUUAUAGGAACCAGUAAUCAAGCUUAUAUCAUAAGAAAAAUGAAUUUCAAAUGGUAAGGUGUAUAUUGAUCCAAGCAAUGGAAGCAUCAUGGAAUUUGAUUGUUAUCUGAUUUCAGUAAUCUAGUAGGUUUUGCCAAUUAGAUAACAUAUAUAUAGGAAAAAGGAAUAGAAUGGUAAUAUAUUUGUUUGCAAUGAAAUUGCUGUUUUUAUUUUAAAAAACACUGCUUAUAAAUUCAUUGUGUCUGAUUUUAUAAAAUAUGUUGGGUAAAAUAGAUUACCAUUAUUUUUCCUUUGUGUGUCCACAGAAUGAAAAUCAUGUUAUUAUAUUCUAAAUUUUCAUUAAAUAUUCAUGUUAUCUUAAAUAGUCACGUAUGUUUUAGCAUUUGACUCAUUCAUAUCUUUCUUCACAAUCUAUGUCCUAAACAGUUGCUAUUAUUAAUGCCUAAAUGUACUGACAAAGAUGAUUACUCAGCCAUUUUUCAGAGACACAAUAUCAGAAAUAGUAUUAUUACAGAUGCUUUACCCCAAAAAUUUCAUUUCUCUUUGAAUAAAUCUAGUAUUUCACUUA
Molecule: messenger RNA, 2025 nt
Organism: Lemur catta (Ring-tailed lemur)
Lineage: Eukaryota; Metazoa; Chordata; Mammalia; Primates; Lemuridae
Gene: NOAZFP
Product: zinc finger protein 330
Exons: 10
Coding region: 323-1285 (320 amino acids)
Cellular component (GO): nucleus
Molecular function (GO): zinc ion binding
Source: RefSeq, a predicted model, not a curated record